AUGAUUUGUAAUAAUAAUUUGAAACAAAGUAAAGAGUUUUCUUGUUUAUCGAAUAUAAAAAAUACAGUUAAUUUAUCUUGUACAAAUUUAUCCAUAGUUCCUUCAUGUGGAAUGAAAGUUAGAGCUAAACUUGAAAGAAGAUGCAAAAGUUGUUAUUUUGCUAGAAUCGAUGGUAGAAUGAUGGUUUUGUGUGAUAGUUACGGAAGACAUAAACAAAUGGCUUUAGUUAAAAAAGCAAAACAUUAUUGGAUUUUAUCACAUUGUACUCAACAUAAAAUAAGACCUUAUUAA
Molecule: messenger RNA, 291 nt
Organism: Pediculus humanus corporis (human body louse)
Lineage: Eukaryota; Metazoa; Arthropoda; Insecta; Psocodea; Pediculidae
Product: mitochondrial 50S ribosomal protein L36, putative
Exons: 2
Coding region: 1-291 (96 amino acids)
Biological process (GO): ribosome biogenesis; translation
Cellular component (GO): mitochondrial large ribosomal subunit; ribosome
Molecular function (GO): structural constituent of ribosome
Source: RefSeq, a predicted model, not a curated record